ACCAAAACGGGCCCUUCAUCGUGAGGGUGGGGAGGAGCAGCAGGUCUGGGGCCAAUUUGGAAAGAUCCAGCCUCCUCCUGCGUUACUCUGGCGGCCUCACUUUCUCUUUUUUCUCCAGUCUCCCAUAUCCCGCCCCUUCCUCACCAUCUGCUCUCAGUCUUUCCCUAUUCUCAUUUCCUGUCUUCCUUAUUCCUUAUUUCCCUCCCUGUACCCCGCCUCCCUCUGGCCCCCGGACAAAGCUGCUGAUGGGGUUGAGAAAGGAAGAUCUCUGAUCCUCUCCUUCCAGAGACGCUGCUUUCCCGCUGAAGCCCCUCCCCACCUCCCCAGAAAGAGGGCUGGGAGGGGGGCCGAAUACCGAGAGCUGCCUCGGAUCAUUCCUUGCUCAGCCUGAGGUUACUCGUUUGAGGUUUCCCCAAGGCUCUACUAAAGAUUGACGUCUCCCCUGGGGAAGGGGUACCCUUCAAUUUGGAGGGCAAUAGAGGAGAGGGUUCCCUGAAGUUGCUAGAACUCCUUCUCCUAUUGUUUGCCUGCUCAGAACACAGGGUCCUACCCUCGGAAGGGAAGGUGGGGGCGGGGCAGGCCUGAGGGUCUUUCCCGGCUUCAGAAGGAAGGCUCGAAGGCUGGGGGGCUGGUGCCGGGGGUCAGCAGUGCAGUGGGGCCAAGGGAAAGUGUGUGUACAUGUUUGGGGGGGGGUAGUGUUUGCACAAAGACAGAAUCUGGGUCUCCCUGGCACUACGGGGAUGGAGAAUGCACCUGUUUGCGUUGGAAAGUCUCCCAACUCCACCGCCCCUCUUGGUCGGCCUGCCCUGGACUCUGGUCUCCCUUGUCCCCCUGAUCCUGCUGGGGGAGCCCUCCUCGAAGGCAAGCAGCGUGUAAUGAUUAACUCCACAGACACUCCAGCAUUCUUCCCAAAUUAAACUUUAAGAGAGCUUACCCUCCCUUUUCGCAUUGGUCAUGUUUUUCGAGUGAGGGAGUGGGCGGGGCCUCAGGGUCCUGGACCCUCCCCCCAACUCUGGGUCACCUAGGGGUUUCCCGCCUCCUCACCUGGGCCCUGUACCCCCAGAACUCCCCCGAAGGUUGAGCGUUCCUCCCCUUACAAUAAAUCCCGAUGGGGGCGGGGAGGGGAGUGCUGGGCCAGACGGGGGCCUUCCCGCCACCUGCUGGUCCCCAGCCUAGGCCUCGGCCCUGCCGGCCCCUCCCCCUCCCCUGGUUAGCAGCGGAGGUGGCCUUGUUUUCUUGCCCUGCCACCCGCCCUUGGGGCCAGCCAGGUGGGGCGAGAUUCAGGAAGUAAACAAGGAGGCAGGAGGCUGGGACGGCGGGAAGGAGGGUGGGGCCGGAGCCGCGGGGCAGGAGAGGCCAUAGGGGAAGCUUCGGCGUGGAGUUGCUGUGUUUCGGGGACUGAUAGAUUAUGGGGGUCUGUUUCUUCAACAGAAGCUUUCUGAGGGCCCCAGUUUGAGAGUUCAGGUUCCUUGGGAGGGGGCCUGCCAGGGCCCCACAGCUAGGACCCCCAUUCUUCUCCCAGUUUCAUCUAUUUGGUCCUAACUGCCCCACUCUUCUCUUGUCUUGGAAGGGUCUGAAGGGCAGGGUGAAGGAUGGAAAGGCCAAACCCAAGUCUUCAGUCGGCCCUCCAGCCCUCUGAGGCCAGACUCUAAUCUGAUUCUGAUUUAGAUCUUCUCCCCUUUCCCGGUCCAAACACUGCCCUGAUUCCUCUUCCCUGGGGUGGAGGAGGACCCCAGUUUUGGUCUCUGAUAUCCUGUCUGGCUUCCCUGCAGACCCCCCUCCCCCAGUCUCCCUCUCCCUGGAGUGAAGUCACCAGGGCUGGUUGCCAGAGGAUAAACGGGAUGGGAGUGGGGACACUGCGUUUUGUUGUUGAUGUUCUGGUGUCUGUUGAUGUUCACUGGUGGGUGUGUUUUACCCUUCCCUGCAGGACCCUGAGCCCCCUCCCUGUCUCUCCCUCCAACCUUCCUUUUUCUGCCUGUCUGUGUCUGUCCUCUUGGGUGUCUUGACUUUCUACUUCUGCUCCUGUAGUACCCUUCCAGCCAGGACACCCUGAAGAGUGUGUCAGGAGGACCCUCAUCCCCCAGGGUUGAUGUAGAGGAGUCCUCUGAGCCACUGAGUCCUGGGUUCCAGGGGUGGGCAGCAGCAUCAGAAUGAAAGCCUGGUAGGCCCCAGCCAGGAUAGAGAGCACUUCGUGGGUUUCUUCUUUGUGGUGAGUGAGGGCAUCAGUGGAGGUCAGCUCCACUCCAGAUGGGCCUUUGAAAUCCAGGCCGGGCCUUUUUUCUCUCCUUGGGGGAGGGGGCUCCUGGGCUGGGUGGUGGCUACCAGAUUGGGGGCUGACUUCAGUCCCACCUGGACUGGAGGUGGGCCAAGGGUGGGGAGGAGAAAAUGAUGUCAGAGGAGCUGCAGGCCAGGCAGCUUCUUUCUCCCCCAUCCUGUCCCUGCCCUGUGCCUCCCCCAUUCCUCCUAGGCUGGUAGGUUGGGGGCGGGAGUGGAGGGAGGUGGGCAGAGGCAGGGUUGUUUGUGUUUCUCUUAAGCCAGGAAGUUGUGCAGAUGAGUCAAUGUUGAAUAGAGAGCCCCAGGCAGUGCUGUCCCGCCCCACCCUGACUCACCUGUCCCCCAGAUCCCCUCACUUAAGAGUCCGGGACCUACCCCAUCCUGGAGGGUCAAUGCCAGGUGCCCCCAGCAGCCUAACAGCGCUGGCCUAGGUCUCAGGAGCUCCCAGGUUCUCACCCAGCCAAAGGGGUCUUUCUUCCUGUGGAGGAGGAGCCUGUGCUGCCUCUGCCGCCGGUGGGCAUUUUUGCCCCAGCUCUCCUGUCCUUACUUGUCUCAGGUACCUGUGCAGCACCUGUGGGUGAUAAGACAUGGGUAAGACCCUGGCCUUGCCUAGCAGUGCCAGGCGUCUUCAGACCAGUGGGUGGGUAAGACAGGUGCACGUAAUUGGCACAGAGUCCCCAGCACAGUGCAGAGAGGGAGACCUUCAGUCUGAAGGUGGAAAAUCCAGGAAGGCUGCUCAGAGGAGGGAGCUCUGGCAUUGGGGCUUCAAGAAAGUUGGGCGGGAGGAAGAAUCUGGGGAGGGCACACAAGGUUUGGGGGCUGCUGGGGCCAGGGCCCCCAGGUUAGUCCUGUCCUUCUCACUGCAGCUGAGCCUGCCUCCUGCCCUCCUGGUUCCUAUCCUGGCCCACCUCCUUCUCCCCUUCUGUGCAUCACUCAGCACUUGGGCAGGCGUUGCCACAACAGGCUCUGGCAACCAGGUCUGGCAACAAAGCCCUGGAAAAACCUGGGGCAGAGCCCGGAGGAGCUGAGUGCCCUGUGCUCAGAGCAUGCUCAGAGACUGAAAGUCUGAGCCUCGAACAGUCUGUGGGUUAUGGAGUCUGUUGCCCCAUGGUGGCGGAGUGGGACCCUCUUAGCUCUUCCCCUGGGCAACCUGGGGCUAAAAGAAGGGCACUGGACUUGGAGUCCAAACACCAGGUUUUACUCCCUGACUCACCUGCGAUGGGGGCAAGAAUGCUUCCUUCUCAGGGACCUGAAGUCCCUUUUUGUAAAUGGACUCACUCUACCCUUCCCCAGAGGCUCCAGAGAAACUCCAGUUAGAGGGAGAGCAAUGAGGUGCUGGGCAAACUCUGAGGGGCCCCUUGGCAGCUGUGUGAAGUCAGGAGGUCUGGGUCCUCUUGGCCCCUCUUCCCAGGACAAGGGGUCAAGAUCAGCCACUUCCAGCCCCCUCUUCUCCCUCAGAUGUUAUGGAGCUGGGUCUGUCUCCACCUCAUCUCAGCAGCUCCCCAGAAGAUCUGUACCUGACCCCUGGGACCCCUCCUGGGACUCCCCCGCCUCCCUCUGCCCCUCUGCCUGGGGAGGUGAAGAGGUCCCAGCCUCUGCCCAUUCCAACCAGCAGGAAUCUUCUUCGAGAGGAGGAGCUGCGGACAAGCUCUCUACCCUCCAUCCCCAACCCCUUCCCUGAGCUCUGCAGUCCUCCUUCACAGACCCCCAUUCUUGGGGGGCCCUCCAGUGCAAGGGGGCUGCUCCCUCGAGACGCCAGCCGCCCCCAUGUAGUAAAGGUGUACAGUGAAGAUGGGGCUUGCCGGUCUGUGGAGGUGGCGGCAGGUGCCACGGCUCGCUACGUGUGUGAAAUGCUGGUGCAGCGGGCUCACGCCCUGAGCGAUGAAAACUGGGGGCUGGUGGAGUGCCACCCCCAUCUGGCGCUGGAGCGGGGCUUGGAGGACCACGAGUCAGUGGUGGAAGUGCAGGCUGCCUGGCCCAUUGGUGGAGACAGCCGCUUUGUCUUCCGGAAGAACUUCGCCAAGUAUGAACUGUUCAAGAGCUCCCCACACUCCCUGUUCCCGGAAAAGAUGGUCUCCAGCUGUCUGGAUGCACACACAGGCAUAUCCCAUGAAGACCUCAUCCAGAACUUCCUGAAUGCAGGCAGCUUCCCAGAGAUCCAGGGCUUCCUGCAGCUUCGAGGGUCAGGACGGAAGCUUUGGAAACGCUUCUUCUGCUUCCUGCGCCGGUCUGGCCUCUAUUACUCCACCAAGGGCACCUCCAAGGAUCCAAGGCACCUGCAGUAUGUAGCAGAUGUGAACGAGUCCAACGUGUACGUGGUGACCCAGGGCCGCAAGCUCUAUGGGAUGCCCACGGACUUCGGCUUCUGUAUCAAGCCAAAUAAGCUUCGAAAUGGCCACAAGGGGCUUCGGGUCUUCUGCAGCGAGGAUGAGCAGAGCCGCACCUGCUGGUUAGCAGCUUUCCGCCUCUUCAAGUAUGGGGUGCAGCUGUAUAAGAAUUAUCAGCAGGCACAGUCUCGCCACCUGCGUCCGUCCUGUGUGGGUUCCCCACCUUUGAGGAGUGUCUCUGAUAACACCCUGGUGGCCAUGGACUUCUCUGGCCAUGCUGGGCGUGUCAUCGAGAACCCCCGGGAAGCUCUGAGUGCAGCCCUGGAGGAGGCCCAGGCCUGGAGGAAGAACCAUCGUCUCAGCCUGCCCACCCCAGGCUCAGGCACGAGCCUCAGUGCAGCCAUCCACCGCACCCAACCCUGGUUCCAUGGACGCAUCUCCCGAGAGGAGAGCCAGCGGCUCAUCGGGCAGCAGGGCCUGGUGGACGGCCUGUUCCUUGUUCGAGAGAGUCAACGGAACCCACAAGGCUUUGUCCUCUCUCUGUGCCACCUGCAGAAGGUCAAACAUUAUCUCAUCCUCCCGAGAGGGAGAGAGAGGGCGACAGAGGAUCCGAAGAGGGCUCCAUGUGGGGCUUGAGCUCAUGAACUGCAAGACUAUGACCUGAGCUGAAGUCUGAUGCUCAACUGACUGAGCCACCCGGGCACCCCCAGCCUGGAUGUUUCUUGAGGGCAGGGUGGUCUUGGUCAUCUGAGGAUCUCCAGUGUCCAGCAUGGAGCCUGGUCCAUAGUGGGUGCCUAGUAACUUCUUGUUUAACAAAUGAAUGUAUAAGGGAAUGUCAUCCAGGUGAGAUCUCCUGACAGGACCUAAAGCUGUGGGGGUAACUCAAACAGGCCUGGGAGCUGGAGUGGACUCUCAUAGCCUGUAUCCUCUGCAAGUCCUGGGCCCACUGCUGGGAUGAGUCCUGACAGUUAAUGAGUCUACAACCCCUACUUGGACACAUGGCCCAUCAUCUCUCCCAAGUCCCCAUGCCCCCCAUGGUCAACCCCUCUCUCUCCUGCUUUCUGUCCUUACAGUUCUGUUCCUUCCAGAAAGUCAUAUAAUGGGUACACUACAACACUCAGCCCUCUGAGUCUGGCUUCCCCCUCCAACCCAUCCUCCAACAUCCAGAGUGAUCUUUCCAAAAUACAAGUCCAGAUGGAUCCUGCAGGGUCUGGCCUCUUCCCACUGCCUAUGCUGGUCUGUUUUUGUCUAAAGAGUUUUGUCUAAGAGGGAAUUUUAUAGUCUUAGCUCUUAUGUGACAGGAAGGAUUUAUAACUGUCAAACUGGCAACACCCGAAUCUGCCACUUGAUUUUUAAACCACAAAGAGACCCUCUUUUCAGACACACGAACUCCGACUAGACAUUAUUUUUGCCAAAAAAUAAAACCGCAGUCUCGGGGCGCCUGGGUGGCUCAGUCAGUGAAGCAUCCGACUUCGGCUCAGGUCAUGAUCUUGCGGUCCCGUGAGUUCGAGCCCCGCGUCGGGCUCUGUGCUGACAGCUCAGAGCCUGGAGCCUGUUUCAGAUUCUGUGUCUCCCUCUCUCUCUGCCCCUCCCCUGUUCACGCUCUGUCUCUCUCUGUCUCAAAAAUAAAUAAACGUUAACAAAAAUUAAAAAAAAAAACCAAAAAAACAAAAAACUGCAGUCUUAUCCUUUGGAUCCAGCUACUAAUUUAUCAGAAAUACGGAGGACAGAGGGACGUGUGAAAUUACACAUGGGGAUACAAAUACCCAAAUCAAGACUAGGAAACUACAGAAUAGACAACCCGGUUUCUUCCACAAUAGCAAAAUUACAAGAAAAGAUGGGGAAUCUCUAGCUCUCAAGAAAUGUAGACAUAUGUCAACUAGAUGUUAUGUGCUGACCUUAUUUGAUUCAAAUCCAAACUAGCUAACUGUAAAAACAUUUAUGAGCAAUUGGGGGAAAUUUGAGCUCCGGUGAGAUGUUUGAUGAUAUUAGGGAAUUAUGGUUAACUUUUCAAGGGGUGAUAACCGUAUUGUGUGUGCGUGUGCGUGUGUAUGUGUGUGCGUUUAAGUCAUCAUCUUUGAGAGAGUCGUUCUGAAGUAUUUACAGGUAAAAUGAUAUCUUAGCUUUGUUUUUAAAAUAACUCCAAGGUUAGGGGAGAGGGUGUGAGUAUAGUCAUGGGUUAACCAUGAGUUGCUAAUAGUUGAAGCUGGGUGAUGGGUACAUGGGGAUUGAUUCAAUUCUCUAAACCUGUGUAAGCCUGAAAAUUCUGUAAUAAAAAUUUUUAAGUUUUAUUUUAUUAUUUAUUUUGAGAGAGAGAGGAUCCUAAGUCCCUGAUGCAGGUGUGGGGCUAGAACCCACGAACCGUGAGAUCACGACCUGAGUCGAAACCGGUCAAUCCACUGAGCCACCCAGGUGCCAACCCCUGCAGAUUUUUUUAAACGGAGAACCUCUCCUCAAAUCUUUGAGAUGGGGCGAGAGAUGGUGGGAUCCUGUUUUGCUGGUGAGGAAAUUGACGGUUCAGUGAGGAGACCUGCCCCAAGUCACAGUGAGAGAGACAGGAGAUCACCUCAGGUCUGAAUACAGGUCUGGGCUGUUCUGCUAGCCCUGCAUGGCUGACUU
Molecule: messenger RNA, 7220 nt
Organism: Acinonyx jubatus (cheetah)
Lineage: Eukaryota; Metazoa; Chordata; Mammalia; Carnivora; Felidae
Gene: GRB7
Product: growth factor receptor bound protein 7
Exons: 14
Coding region: 3738-5237 (499 amino acids)
Biological process (GO): signal transduction
Source: RefSeq, a predicted model, not a curated record